AUGCCAUGCAUAACGUUUACAAGCCUUGGCUUGGUUGUUCUUGAUGAAGUCCAUUUUCCAGAGCGGACCGCGCUGUACAAUAUCCUUGGCGGCUCUGGGACUUAUGCGACCCUUGGUGCUCGAUUAUUUCUCCCGCCUCCCAUCAGUCACUCCUUAGGGUGGAUGCUUCAUGUUGGCCACGACUUUCCAAGAUCUGCGGAGGAGCUGCUGGAGAGUUGGAGUACAACAUUGAUGAUAGCCAGACAAGCAGACCAAAAGUCAACCAGAGGUUUGCUUGAAUAUAAAGAUACUACGUUUGGACCCAAAGACUUCAAGUACACGACUCCGAUCCUUGCUGUUCAGGAAGAUAACUUGGAACAAAUGGACCUGUUGGGCUCGAAGGUGUAUCACUACCUUGCAUCUCCAGAGGACAUCAAGGUCCGCAUCUCAUCUUUACUUAGGUUGAGAGAAGCUGCAAGCAUUUCUGAGCGCCCUCUGAUUAUUUGGGAACCGGCCCCUCUCUCAUGCAAGCCAGAGAAUUUCCAAGCAUUUUUGGAUGCUCUAGCUUCGGUCGAUGUGUUUUCUCCAAACCACUUAGAAUUAGCCGCACUCUGCUCGGAGCCAUCGAUCGUCAGUUUUGAUGAAGGCAAAAUCGAGAAGCUGGUACUGACUUUCCUGAGUCACGGAGUUGGGCCGGGUGGGAACGGUACAGUGAUUGUCCGAGCUGGGGAGUUUGGCUGCAUGGUCAGUACCCGCGUUCUCUCUCCUAGAUGGCUUCCUCCAGUGCAUGCAUCUGGGCCAGAAACAGAACGGAAUGUCAAAGUCGUGGAUCCAACAGGAGCAGGAAAUGCUUUCCUGGGAGCUUAUGGCGUGGGGUAUCUCGAAACGCAAAAUCCGGUACUCGCAGCAUGUUAUGGUGCCGUUGGGGCAUCAUUCGCAGUCGAGCAGGUUGGAAUGCCGGGAUUGAGUAGAGAUGGUGACCGCGAGAUGUGGAAUGGCAUUAAUGUGAGGUCAAGGCUGCAGGAGUAUAUGCAUUAUGUAGGAUCCGCUACAUAA
Molecule: messenger RNA, 1035 nt
Organism: Penicillium macrosclerotiorum
Lineage: Eukaryota; Fungi; Ascomycota; Eurotiomycetes; Eurotiales; Aspergillaceae
Exons: 3
Coding region: 1-1035 (344 amino acids)
Source: RefSeq, a predicted model, not a curated record